Aspergillus nidulans FGSC A4 is the source of this 1849-nucleotide messenger RNA. Its product is annotated as guanosine diphosphatase. The coding region runs from base 348 to 1682 and encodes 444 amino acids. NCBI's taxonomy places the organism in Eukaryota, Fungi, Ascomycota, Eurotiomycetes, Eurotiales, Aspergillaceae. Gene Ontology annotation, molecular function: hydrolase activity; GDP phosphatase activity; nucleoside diphosphate phosphatase activity. The record is from RefSeq and is a predicted model, not a curated record. The transcript has 3 exons. Gene Ontology annotation, cellular component: Golgi apparatus.
GCCUCGUUCGAGUUCUCGUUGGCUUUCGUUGAAGGCCCCAGCCCCUAUGAUUCUAGCGUCCUUCAAUUCCUAAAAUCUCUCUCUUUUGCCUCUCGGACGCGACCCAAGGACGUCGUCCGUGGGACGUGCCUGAAACCCUUUCCAUUCUUUUCCUGCUCGCAUGUCGACUGGAGUUGACGGUCGACGACAAGGCCCAAGAGUCAGCAGACGUUCUAUCUCUCGGGUUACGGAUUCCUCCGAAUCUCCCAUAGAUUUACCAACCGCUUUUGUGGACAAACGGCCACCCAACAUGACUCAGAGUCAGCGAUCCCCCUUAUGACUCCUCGAAGCCUCUUGUCCAGUAUGCAAUGAUGAUUGAUGCUGGAAGUCAGGGUUCCCGAAUCCACGUCUACAGAUUUAACAACUGCGGACCCACACCCGAGCUUGAGCAUGAAGAGUUCAAGCAAACCGAGCCGAAAGAGGGUGGUUCUGGCCUCAGCUCUUACAAGGAGGAUGCAGAGGGCGCAGCAAAGAGCUUGGAUCCUCUUAUGGCGGUGGCUAUGUCGACUGUCCCCGACGAGUACAAGUCAUGCUCACCGAUUGCGGUCAAGGCUACUGCUGGGUUACGCAUGCUUGGUUCUGAGCUGAGCGAGAAGAUUUUGGAAGCCGUAAGGACUCGUCUAGAGACGGUCUACCCUUUCCCCGUCGUCUCUCGGGAAAAAGGUGGCGUUGAGAUCAUGGACGGCAAAGACGAGGGUGUCUAUGCUUGGAUCACCACCAACUACCUCCUCGGAAAAAUCGGUGGACCAGAUGAGACUCCUACCGCUGCAGUCUUUGACCUUGGUGGAGGAUCCACACAGAUUGUCUUCCAGCCCACCUUUGAGAAGAGCCCCUCCGGCGGUAUGCCUGAGCACCUGGCUGAGGGUGACCAUAAGUAUGAUCUUCAGUUUGGUGGACGGCACUUUGAGCUCUACCAGCACUCACAUCUUGGUUAUGGUCUCAUGGCCGCUCGCGAUGCGGUGCAUAAGGCUAUUGUCGAGGCAAAGUUAGCGUCUAUGCCCCCAGACGAUCGCUCUUGGCUGAAGCAACCAAUCUCUAACCCUUGCAUUGGACCGGGAAUGGAACGUGAAGUGAAGUUGAAGUAUGAAGGUGAACAGGCAAACCACCCGCUCGCGCCUGGUGUCACAGUCAAAAUGGUUGGCCCUAAGGAGGGAGCUCCUUCGACAGCCGCUCAAUGCCGCGGACUGACGGAGAAGAUCCUCAACAAGGAUGCUGCGUGCACACUAGCUCCGUGUUCCUUCAAUGGUGUCCACCAGCCGUCUCUUGAAAAGACCUUCGCUAAAGAAGAUGUUUACAUCUUUUCCUACUUCUACGAGCGCACGCAGCCCUUGGGCAUGCCGGACUCUUUCACACUAGAUGAACUGCACGACCUUACAAAGACUGUAUGUGCUGGCGAGUCUGCGUGGAGUGUCUUUGAAGGAAUCCCAGACGCACUGAAGGAACUACGUGACCGACCUGAGUGGUGUUUGGACUUGAACUUCCAGCUUGGUCUCCUUCACACGGGGUACGAGAUGCCCUUGUCGCGAGAGGUCAAAAUUGCGAAAAAGAUCAAAGGCAACGAGCUUGGAUGGUGUCUUGGUGCCAGUCUACCUCUCCUGAGCCAGGAAUCAGGCUGGACUUGCCGAGUGAAGGAGAUCUCGUAGAUGAUGGUGACGCCGGAAUGACCUGAGUUAUACCUUUUUAAUUAUCCUUAAAUGAGUGCAUACAAGUUUCUCCUUCUGCAUGCUAACAGGCUAGACCUUUGGUACUGUAUUCUUCACAUUCAAUUGGAUGUAGCCUGGUCUUGUGUACGAUACAGGCGAGUUCUGGU